GCGCGUGACAGGCGCGCUUCUUCUAAGGAAAGGAAAUUUUAACUAUGGCAGUUACAUUUCACCACAUCCACCUCCGGUGUGAGGACUUGGAUGGUGCAAUUCGUUAUUAUGAAGAGAUGUUUGAUGGGAAGGUCUCCGAAAAGGUUGAGGUCCGCGGGUUACCGAUCGUACGGAUGGAAAUCGGUGGCGAACGGAUCUUCCUCUCACCUAAGCUUGGCGACUUGGAGGUAGAAGACACCAGCGGGAAUCCACGUUGGGGUGUCUAUCAACUCGCUUUUACCGUAGAAGACCUGGACGCUGAGGUCGCGAAGCUUCAAGCGAAGGGCGCGGAACUCGAAGAUCUGAAACCCAAUGGACUCAUGAUGGCGUUUUUCAAGGGACCCGACAACGUUCAAAUUGAACUCAUUGAGGCUUAA
Molecule: messenger RNA, 416 nt
Organism: Geodia barretti
Lineage: Eukaryota; Metazoa; Porifera; Demospongiae; Tetractinellida; Geodiidae
Source: the annotation of a GenBank genome assembly